AUGGAACCUGAUUCAACGGCUAAGGAGGCUUGGGAUCGUUUGCGUGACAUUUUCCAAGACAAUCAAAACUCCCGUGCCGUCACUCUUGAACAAGAGUUUUCCAACACCAAUAUGGAAGAUUUCCCUAGUGUUUCGGCGUAUUGUCAGCGCCUUAAGAGUCAAUUGAAGAAUGUUGGAGCACCGGCUGAUAACAACCGACUUGUACUUCAAUUGGUUCCGGGUCUCUCGGAGCCUUAUAAUGGUGUUGCAACUUUGAUUAGGCAGAGUAACCCUCUACCGCAUUUUUACCAAGCACGCUCCAUGCUCACUUUGGAGGAAGCGAGUAAGGCAAAGCAGGCGGCAAUGGCAUCAGCUAUGGUGGCGAGUGUUCCACGAGAAUCGUCAAAUUCUAGUGGUGAUUCUAGAGGAAUCCGUGGCAAAAACAAGCCUCACAAGAAAUCCGAAAACCGGAAACAAACCGGUUCGGGUGGCGGUGGCCGCGGACAGUCCUCCAGCGAUGGCAGCCAGUCCUCCGGCAGCAGUGGUGGUCGGUCCUCCGGUGGUGUUCCUGGUCAGCAACAACAGCCUUGGAUGACUCCCCCUCCAUGGCAGCAGUUCCCUGCUUACGGGUACCAACCUUGGGGGUGGGCUCCUCAAUGGGCAGCCCCACCUUCUCCUUAUCCAACCCAAGGUUGGGCCCGUCCACAAGGCCCACAGAAGCAGCCUGGUAUCCUUGGUCCACGUCCUCAACAAGCUUUUGUUGCUCAACAGUCCAAUUCCUAUGGUCCUACGGAUAUUGACUCAGCUUUGCAUACUAUGACGUUGCACCAACCCGAUCCUUCUUGGUAUAUGGACACCGGUGCCACUUCUCACAUGACCUCCUCCAACGGUAAUCUCUCGUCUUAUUUUAAUUUGAGCAAUCAUCAUAAUGGUAUUAUUGUUGGUAGUGGUCAUACUAUUCCAAUUCGUGGUUGUGGUCAUACUACUUUACCUUCCCCGAACCCACCUUUGUCCCUUAAUAAUGUCCUACAUGCACCCAAACUCAUUAAAAAUUUAAUUUCUGUUCGGAAAUUUACGAAAGAUAAUUGUGUGUCUGUUGAGUUUGAUCCUUAUGGUUUUUCUGUGAAGGAUUAUCGGACGGGGAGCCCAAUAAUGAGAUGUGAUAGCCAAGGGGACCUUUAUCCUAUCACUAGCAUUUUUUCAAAGACUUCUCCAUCAACCUUUAUAGCUUUAGCAUCUUCUAUUUGCCAUGAUCGAUUGGGACAUCCGGGUUCUUCUAUUUUAAAAACUCUUAGUAAUAAUAAACACAUUGAAUGUACUCACUCUUCUAGUUCUAGUGUUUGUCGUUCAUGUGUACUUGGAAAACAUGUUAAGUUGCCUUUUUUGUCUUCGAAUUCUAUCACUUCUAUGCCUUUUGAUAUUGUUCAUAGUGAUCUUUGGACAUCUCCGGUUUUGAGUUCAUCGGGUCAUCGUUAUUAUAUGCUUGUGUUAGAUGAUUAUUCUAAAUUUUGUGGACUUUUCCUUUAG
Chenopodium quinoa (quinoa) is the source of this 1506-nucleotide messenger RNA. RefSeq lists its product as uncharacterized. The transcript has a single exon. The record is from RefSeq and is a predicted model, not a curated record. Lineage: Eukaryota; Viridiplantae; Streptophyta; Magnoliopsida; Caryophyllales; Amaranthaceae. Bases 1 to 1506 code for a protein of 501 amino acids.